Molecule: messenger RNA, 1422 nt
Organism: Peronospora matthiolae
Lineage: Eukaryota; Oomycota; Peronosporomycetes; Peronosporales; Peronosporaceae
Source: the annotation of a GenBank genome assembly
AUGCAGUGCGUGAACAAAUCGCUGAGAGCGCGUCUGCACGGAGACGUGCAGACGCCGAAGCAGAAACCGCUGCAACCGAUGUGUCAUCGGUUGCUAAAGCGUCUCAAGUAUGAGCUCGGUGUCUCGUACUCUCCUCAUACGGAAGACGGAUCUGUAUCGAAGGCGGUUGAAACCAAGCCGCCUUCCAAGCGUGGCAAUACGCGUCGUAGCGUCUUUGGUUCAUCUGACGAAUCAGAUGAACCAUCGCCGAAGCGAAGGCGCUCGAGAUCGCAAGACUCGGGCGCUCACAUUGGUAUCGGUUCUCCUAUGGACACCACUUCGCAGCGAGGUACCAGUACUUCGGUCGGCACGUCGCAGGAAGAGCGGGACCGCAACGUGUUGCGUCUCGCUCCCGUGAAGAAGGCAUGGAUGCCUCCAAAGUCAUUCAUGGAUCGCUUGUCGGCGACGACAAGUGAUCGCUAUCGAACACGAUUAUUCGAUUCAUCAAGGAUCCAUCACCUUGACCCCAGUGCGAAAGAAUUUCACACUGAGCGUGAAUUCUUCAUCGAUGCUUUCUUUAAGCAUCGAUGGUACAGUGGGAAUCACAAACGUGAUGGUCCCUCACUGCUUCAAGCGUGGAACGCCUACAUCCAUAACCUUGAGGAUGUAGGUCGUGACGUUUGGAACGCCAAACUUAUCAAAGGUCGUGAUAAGUUUGAAAAGCGAACCCCGACAGGUGCACGCUACAAGCUGCAUCGUCUGUCAAGGGAGAAAGGAUUACCCUGCCUCUCUUGGGGAGCCUCGUGCCCAUGUUGUGUGAACAACUCUGCACGAGCACCUAAGGAGGCUUACCUCCUUACCAGCCCGUGGUGGCGCGUACGUAUCUCUAGUGAGAUGUACGAAGGGAUUGACAACCUGAAAUUUCUUUACGACCGUGCCGGAAAGACUUUCCCCGGCGGUCCUUCUGCGGCACAGGAUGUGCCGCGUCAUACUACUCAACCAGACCCAGUACGUCAAUCUUCAGUUGGGAGCGGGGCUCUUAAGUAUCCCAGGACGGGGGAUAACCGCGCCAUCGGACGAGUUAACUCGUCCGACGUCCGUUCACAUCGCGCGUGUGUCCCCGAGAGCCUCUUUGACCGCGUAACUCUUGCGUUGCGCCGCGACCUCGAACAUGAGCGGGACAGGCGUCUCCAACUGACGGACACUGUCUUGAAGCAUCGGGCUGAGUUUGCCCUUGCUCAGCUUGAGAACGAGAGAUCUCUGACAUCUCUUCGUGACGAGCUAAGGGUAGCUCGUGUGGAUAUUGACCGGUCUCGGGCCGAGAUAACUACUCUUCAGACCCUUGUCGAUAUCCACCAUCGGGAGCACAGGGCUCUCUGUGAGAUGCUUGAACGCGAGGGCGUUCUUCAUCGGAAGAAGAAGCGUACUGAUGGUACGGCUUAA